This is a messenger RNA of Musa acuminata AAA Group (dessert banana), 917 nucleotides long. RefSeq lists its product as uncharacterized. Bases 182 to 502 code for a protein of 106 amino acids. Lineage: Eukaryota; Viridiplantae; Streptophyta; Magnoliopsida; Zingiberales; Musaceae. The record is from RefSeq and is a predicted model, not a curated record. The transcript is spliced from 3 exons.
ACACUCGGCUGAGGGGGAAUGGUGUCCUCGGUGAGGAGGCCACGUCAUGCCUCUCUGUGCCAUUGACAAUGACCUCUCUCUACUGCUUACUAGUCCACUGCUUCCUCUCCUCUCUCUCUUUCGCUUCUUCUUUAUAAGCACCAGUACUAGAGUGCAGCGUGCUGUUUUCUGGUUGUAGGAGAUGACGAUGAGCAGGCACCACAUUCCAGCGUAUGGGGACUGGGAUAACUGGGAUGAUCUGCGCAUGGCAGUGAGAGCAGCUUAUCAUCAACAUCACCAGCAUCACCAGAGAAAGGUGAAGAGAGGAGGAGAGAAGCAGAGGAAGCAAUGGAGGGUGUGUGAUGUGGCAGCUCAGACCACAGCAAGGGGAGGAAGAGCUCCCAAGGCUGUGGACGAGGACUUGUACAAGAUUCCACCUGAGCUCCUCCACAAGAAGCCCGAGAGGAAGAUGCUGCUGAGGAGCUUGGUGUCAGGAUGCAUGGGGCUCAACUGCAUUGCUUGAGAGAGAGAGAGAGAGAGAGGAUGUAGAAGUAAUGUAAUGAGGGUGAAGAAGAUGAGCAUCAGUAGGGGUGUAGUUUUUGUAGCACUUUUUUGCAUGUUUCCUUCCUUCUUUCAGCAGUGUGGAGAGGUGGUAUUGGUAGACUCUGUUGUUGUGCUUGAAAUCUAUAUGCAUUGAUCUCACAAUCUGCCACUAUCUAUGACACACACAGCAUACUAGUCAAUCAAUAGUAUCAUUCAAGUUGGCAUUUAAAGACCAUUGAAACCAGGUAGAGUCUUACAUGUCCUCCAGCUUUCAUCAGGUUGGGAGUUGCAAGCAGAAGAGUGCAAGGGUUGGACAAGGAGCUGUUUAAUGUCUCCAAAAGGCUGUGGUGAUAUGGUACCAUUAGUCCUUCCCACUCUCCAAGAGUGAAACCAAA